GCCGCCGCUGCCUUACAGUGAAGGAGAAGGGCAGCGCUGGGAUAGGAUUGCUGGGACGGGGGCUGCCACUGGGCUGCCCAGACUUCCCGAAGGGUCAGCGGUCCCUAUCUCUGCAGCCAUGGCCCAGCCGGGAGGAGGAGGGCGGGAUGCAGCGAUAGCUGAUCAGCUUCCCUGGAUUUCGCUGACGCCACAGGAAAGCUUUGCCUGAAGAUGGAAACACUGGAGUCGGAACUGACCUGCCCUAUCUGUCUGGAGCUGUUUGAGGACCCGCUGCUGCUGCCCUGCGCUCACAGUCUCUGCUUCAACUGCGCGCACCGCAUCCUGGUCUCCCACUGCGCCUCCAACGAGCCGGUGGAGUCUAUCACCGCCUUCCAGUGCCCCACCUGCCGCUAUGUCAUCACCCUCAGCCAGCGUGGUCUAGAGGGGCUGAAGCGCAACGUCACCCUGCAGAACAUCAUCGACCGCUUUCAGAAAGCCUCGGUGAGUGGGCCCAACUCCCCCAGUGAGACCCGUCGGGAGCGGGCAUUCGACAGCAACAGCAUGUCCUCCUGCGAGAAGGUCCUCUGCCAGUUCUGUGACCAGGACCCUGCCCAGGAGGCAGUGAAGACAUGCGUGACUUGCGAGGUCUCCUACUGCGAGGAAUGCCUGAAAGCCACGCACCCCAACAAGAAGCCUUUCACCGGCCACCGGCUGAUUGAGCCCAUCCCGGACUCUCACAUCAGGGGAUUAAUGUGCUUGGAGCACGAGGAUGAGAAGGUGAACAUGUACUGCGUGACGGACGACCAACUGAUCUGUGCCCUGUGCAAGCUGGUCGGGCGGCACCGAGACCAUCAGGUGGCAGCUCUAAGCGAGCGCUACGACAAGCUGAAGGAACUAACCGCAUUCUGGAGUCCAGACCUUGCUGAGAAUUCAGGAGCUGUGACAGUAUCACUCUGUAGUACAGUGGUAGGCCAGCAAAAUUUGGAGAGUAACCUCACCAACCUUAUUAAGAGGAAUACUGAACUGGAAACUCUUCUGGCAAAACUCAUUCAGACCUGUCAACAUGUAGAAGUGAACGCAUCUCGCCAAGAAACGAAGCUGAUGGAAGAAUGUGACCAGCUUAUUGAAAUAAUACAACAGAGACGACAAAUAAUUGGAACCAAAAUCAAGGAAGGAAAGGUGGUGAGGUUGAGAAAACUGGCUCAGCAGAUUGCAAACUGCAAACAGUGCAUUGAGCGCUCGACGUCCCUCAUCUCUCAGGCUGAGCAGUCGCUGAAGGAGAAUGAUCACGCUCGCUUCCUACAAACUGCUAAAAACAUCACCGAAAGGGUUUCCAUGGCAACUGCAUCCUCCCAGGUUCUAAUUCCUGAAAUUAAUCUCAACGAUACUUUUGAUACUUUCGCACUUGAUUUUACCAGGGAGAAGAAAUUGUUGGAAUGCCUUGAUUAUCUUACAGCUCCCAACCCUCCCACCAUUCGAGAAGAGCUCUGUACAGCUUCUUAUGAUACUAUUACUGUCCACUGGACAUCAGAUGAUGAGUUCAGCGUGGUCUCUUACGAGCUUCAGUACACUAUCUUCACUGGACAAGCUAACGUUGUCAGUUUAUGUAACUCAGCCGACAGCUGGAUGAUUGUUCCCAAUAUCAAACAAAACCACUACACCGUGCAUGGGUUACAGAGUGGCACAAAGUACAUCUUCAUUGUUAAAGCCAUUAAUCAGGCUGGCAGCAGAAGCAGUGAGCCAGGCAAGCUCAAGACAAACAGUCAGCCAUUUAAACUGGACCCCAAAUCUGCUCAUAGAAAACUGAAAGUGUCUCAUGACAACCUGACAGUGGAACGUGAUGAAACCUCCUCCAAAAAGAGUCAUACACCAGAGCGAUUCACGAGCCAAGGGAGCUAUGGAGUAGCUGGCAAUGUGUUCAUUGACAGCGGACGGCAUUACUGGGAAGUGGUUAUAAGUGGCAGUACGUGGUAUGCCAUCGGUAUUUCAUACAAGUCAGCACCAAAGCAUGAGUGGAUCGGGAAGAACUCUGCCUCUUGGGUGCUGUGCCGCUGCAACAACACUUGGGUGGUGAGACACAACAGCAAAGAAAUCCCAAUAGAGCCUGCACCUCAUCUCCGCCGGGUCGGCAUUUUGCUGGACUAUGACAAUGGUUCCCUUGCUUUUUAUGAUGCCUUGAACUCCCUGCACCUUUACACCUUUGACAUUACGUUUGGGCAGCCCGUAUGCCCCACAUUCACUGUGUGGAAUAAGUGUUUAACCAUUAUAACAGGCUUGCCCAUCCCUGAUCACUUAGACUCCUCUGAGCAGCUGGCAUGACUGUUAAAAGCUAACAAGUAGGAGGAUGUGUUUCCCAGGGCAGCUGCCUGCAGGAGCUCGCCUGGAGCUGGUGGACUGCGUGGCAUCUCAGUUGUUGCUGCCAAAACCAGCCAGAACCGAAAAGGGGUAGAUCUCUCUUUUCUGAGUACUAUAUGCAGAAGGACAAGAAUUUGCUUUAAUAAUACCUUAGAACUCUUUUUGCAGUUGCUUUUGUUUUGUUUUGCAUUUAGUCCCUUUCAGGAAGAUUUAUAAAUUAUUUAUAAAAAAAAAAAAAAAAAAGAAGAAGAA
Molecule: messenger RNA, 2586 nt
Organism: Tympanuchus pallidicinctus (lesser prairie-chicken)
Lineage: Eukaryota; Metazoa; Chordata; Aves; Galliformes; Phasianidae
Gene: MID1
Product: midline 1
Exons: 11
Coding region: 211-2298 (695 amino acids)
Molecular function (GO): zinc ion binding; protein binding
Source: RefSeq, a predicted model, not a curated record